CCCGUGUCCGAGUUCGGCGUCUUUGUUCUCGUCUGGUGGCAGUGGAAGGUCAAGCGCUACCAUGGUUACCUCUCUGAUGGUUCGGGUUUGUGUGUGUCUGACGCUAGCCCAGCUCAACAGAGCAGGUAGUCAGCGAGACGCUCAGGGGAGGUUGGCCAGUCUGGUCCAGCACUCUGACGUCAACGGGCAGCUCGAGGCAGGUCCUCGAGACAGGGCCAGGGCCGACCGAAGAGCCCCAGCGCCGGUUUGGCGUUCCCUCCAAGGGAGAGGAAAAAGUCCAGGACUACCAGGUUCCAACCAGCCACAGUUCCGCUGCAGUAAUAAUACACUGACCCUGCGCUUUUCACCCACCCGAUACACCAAUUUGCAUCUGGAAGAUGGGACACCGUUGUUGUUGCUGCCUGACAGGUGUCAUGGUUCCCUUCAUAUUUAUAGGUGGUAUCUGCUGGUGAAGCUUCCCAAUACUGGCUGCUAUUCAACAACGCAGAUUGAAGAGGGUGGAUACAGUCCACUGAAACUGCAUUAUUUUGACCAGCUGCUGCAGAAGAACAUGAUGGGUAUGGCUGUGUGUGAGAAUCCAGAAAUGUCUCCACUGGUAACUUGUGGAACGAGUAUCACUGUGAAGCUGCCUCCUGAAACAAAACUAAAGGAGGUUAAAGAGCUUGAUGAUUUUGUUUAUGGAGGAUACUCUGUGAGCCAAUGGAAGACGCGGAAUGCUUUGUUUGUUCAAAUAUCAAAGUUACCUGACAAGGAUUCUGGCUUUGAACUAGUUUAUUUAGAUUCUACUGGGAAACUGCAAACGAAGUUGGUAAUUUGUUACCAAAAACAGUUGACUCAUCGUGUCACGCGAGCACUAGAGGAACCAGACAUUUUUGAACUGUGGGACUUUGAAGAGACUCCUGUUGAACCAUAUGAUCCGGACAAAACGUCAACUAAGAUACAAUCCAUACAAGAUACAACAACUGAAAUGCUUAACUCCGAAACUACAGUUCCGGAAGAUGAUUGUAUGACAACUCAAGCACCUAACUCAGAAACUACAGUUCCGGAAGAUGAUUGUAUGACAACUCAAGCACCUAACUCAGAAACUACACUUCCAGAAGAUGAUUGUAUGACAACUCAAGCACCUAACUCGGAAACGGUUACGGAAGAUGAUAGUACAGGAUUGUUUGAAUUGUGGGGCAUUGAAGACAUUCCUGAAGAACCAUACAUUGACAUAGAUGGGAUUACUGUUACGACCACCCCCGCCCCCUCGAUCACAACCACCAACUCAACCAAGACCACAGUGGCAGUGUCUACUAUAAGUUGUCUAUAGUUUGCCCCUGAAGAAUG
Etheostoma cragini (Arkansas darter) is the source of this 1329-nucleotide messenger RNA. RefSeq lists its product as uncharacterized. The coding region runs from base 62 to 1312 and encodes 416 amino acids. The record is from RefSeq and is a predicted model, not a curated record. NCBI's taxonomy places the organism in Eukaryota, Metazoa, Chordata, Actinopteri, Perciformes, Percidae. The transcript has 6 exons.